Saccoglossus kowalevskii is the source of this 710-nucleotide messenger RNA. Its product is annotated as NADH dehydrogenase [ubiquinone] 1 alpha subcomplex subunit 2-like. Gene Ontology annotation, cellular component: respiratory chain complex I. Lineage: Eukaryota; Metazoa; Hemichordata; Enteropneusta; Harrimaniidae. The record is from RefSeq and is a predicted model, not a curated record.
GGACAUGAUUAUUAGACAAGCCAGAAAAUAAUUAAGCAAUUGAUUCUAGUAUGGCCUUCUAGUAUAACUCUAUUUAAAAAAAAUAAAACUAUUUGCAAAAUAUUGAGAAGAUAUUUGUUCUGUUUUACUUAACGGGCUAAAUUGGCACGAAUAUUCACGAUCUCGAUAUUUUCCCCUUCGGUAACGUUCGGAUUAAAAAUGGCUGCUUCUGCAAGAAGAAUCUUCCCUGCAUUUGUGAAAGAGGUCAGAAUAACACUGUGUCAACGUUCACCAUCGAGCCAAGGUACCAGAGAUUUUAUAGAAAAGAAUUAUGUCUCUAUAAAAAAACAGAACCCUAAAUUUCCUGUAAUGAUCAGAGAAUGUAGUGGAGUCCAACCAAAAAUGUUUGCUAGAUAUGAUUUUGGUAGAGAAAAGCAGGUUUCACUGGCCAAUAUGAGUAGUGAUGAAGUAGGCAAGGCAAUGGAGUCACUUCUGACGAAUGCGUAGAAGAUGCAUUUAAUUCCACUGGUUUGAACACUGAAAUGCUUUCAUUUGAAAUCCUAUAAAGGGUUUUUAUAUUUAGUGCAUGGGUUGACAUUCCUGGUAUGGCAUUGUAAUUAUUUCCUUGGGCUUGAAGCUACUCAUAUUUUCUAGAAAAAUUAAUUUGAAACUUUGUGUGUUGAAAAGAUAGAUAUGCAGUUGCAGUAAUAAAACUACUUGUUGUUAACAAC